AUUCUUUCAAACUUUUUCUUUUUUCUAGUUGCUGUCACCAAAUUUUUAAAUCCCAUUCCUCUUCUUUUUUCUAUGCUCUUUAUCAUAUAAUCAAUACAUAUUUUACUUACUACUUAUUAGUUAACCCUUUUAAUAUUUUUAUAAUACUCCUAAUUAAUCAUGCGACAACGCAGCAAUGAAAACGUAGCUCAACCGUCUUCAUUCACUUGCCAUCCUGUGAUGGUACCUUCACACAGCAUUCUUUCUUCUGACGAAGAGGUGGAUUGCAGUAAUAAACUGACAACGCAGAUCAGCUCACGGAAUACGGCAAAACAUGGAAAAAAACUGGAGUCUUUCUUUGGGGAAGAUGCACCUUUGGAGGAUGUCUGCAUACAACAUAUACAGAAAGAAGGCUUAACGGCCAUGCUGCGUUCUCGCGUACCGCUGGGUUACUAUCUUUAUCAUUUACUAGAAGAGUACUGCAGUGAAAAUUUGUUCUUCUAUCUUGAUGUGGAAGUUUACGAACACACUCAAUAUUCAAGCAGCAGCGAGAAACAUCAAGCAGCAAAACGCAUCUAUGAUACCUAUUUAAAACGCGAUAGUCACAUCGAGGUGAACCUGGACGAUCGAACUCUGAAAGGAAUCAUUUUAGCUCUUCAACAAGGAACUCCGCCUAAAGCCCUUUUUGAAUCUGCAAAGCGACAUGUGUUUGAUUUACUAAAUGUCAUUUAUCACCGAUUUGUCGGCGGUGGCUUAUGGAACUUAAUGAUUUUAAACUGUGGCGAAUAUGUCACACAUUACAGCGACCACGCACGGAUGGAGGCUGUUCAUUUACUGCUUUCCUUUUUCCAGAAACCAUUGAUAAAACGCUUUCAAGAAGACUUGAUCCAACAUAUGGUCAAUGAUUAUUGCUCUUCGACGCUUGGACUUGGUCGAACCCAUGCCAUCCCUCAAGUUUAUUACCACAAUGAACGAUCGAAACCCAAUGCCACAGUUAGACGCAUAAGAAGCAAGAGUAUUAGUAGUAGCUCGAAGAAAACAGCACCCUAUCUCGCUGGACGCCUGCUGUUGCUGAAAAAGGCAGCUAUGAAAUGAUCUACUUUAUGCAAGAUCGUAAAUAUAUUGUACACUCCAAGUUUUUGUCUACUAUCCACGGUACAUCUUGAGCUUCAGAAAACGGCUUGUAUUCCCUGCAGCUGCUGUAACCAUGCAUUGCAAUUCAGAUUAUGUUGACUUGUUAUCUUGAAAUCCGUAAUCAUGCCUCAUGUGUCUCAAACAAUCAAUGAUGCAUUCCUUGGCGGGAUUUGUUGAAGUACUGCGCCGUGGUAAUCAUUGUUCGUUCCCUAUCACACCUACCACAUCAAAUGCGUUGUCUCGGGGAAAUAAGAAGGUCAUCCCACACGACAUCUACUGGUCCCGAUUUGGUGAAAUCUAAAGAAGGCUCAUGUAUCAUCUCCUAUUGGACACAAUCUUGGGCUAUACAUUUUUAUUGGAGAGGUUUGGCAUUAAAUGCCGUUACUUUUAUGGAUUAGGCUUGGCCAAUUUUAGACUGUGACUUUAGAUGAUAUCAUAUGCAUUCUUUUAUUCUAUGCG
Molecule: messenger RNA, 1572 nt
Organism: Radiomyces spectabilis
Lineage: Eukaryota; Fungi; Mucoromycota; Mucoromycetes; Mucorales; Radiomycetaceae
Product: RGS domain-containing protein
Exons: 3
Coding region: 160-1074 (304 amino acids)
Source: RefSeq, a predicted model, not a curated record